CGAUCGAUUGUACGUUGCUACUUUGCAGAACAGCUAGCCUUUAGCAUUAGCCUGCGACGGGAUGGGGCUAAAAAUAAAUCAUUAAUUUGUUGUCGUUUCAUGUUAUCUGCCCGUGCUGUGGGCUGGGGACUGACAGUCGUAUCUGUGGCCGGAGCCAUGAGCAGUUUGUCCGGGUCGACGUGCGCUGGAUGUCGGGGUUUGGGAGCACCAGCAGGACCCCGGGAUGCUCGCUCCCUCAGCCCGCCUCAGGAGCUGCACAGGCUGGGGGCAGUGCCUGGACGGGACCCGAACAGAACCAACGAUAUGCUGCUGCUCCCACCACAAAUACAAGACCACGGCAGUGCAUCCAAACAUGUGGUCUUCUUCCAUGGAGACAUUCAGAACUUCCAUGAGGAGAUGGCCCUUCACUCGGACGCGGCCCCGUGGGUGGGCUGGUCCCUGGAGCAGGCGGGGCGGGUGCUGGGGCGCAGGUUCCCGGACAGUCACAUUUGGGUGGUCCGAGCGUCGAGGAUGUACCUGCACAAGUUCAGCUGCUACCAGCACUUUGUCCAGUGCAACAUGUUCGGAGCUCCAGAGCAUUCAGGUUAUGAAGCCGGACAGGGCGCCUUCUGCCAGCUCAGAUCUCUGCUGAGUAACGCCAUGACUCGUGCCAACCUGCCUCACCCUCUCCCACCACCAGAGGGCAGCGACACCACCAUCCCGCCCGGCUUCUCUCUGACUCUGGUGGGCUUCAGUAAAGGCUGCGUCGUCCUGAACCAGCUGGUGUACGAGCUCCCAGGGGCCCAGUCAGACCCUCUCAUGUCCGAAUUCGUGCAAAGGAUUUCUGACAUGUUCUGGCUGGACGGGGGACAUCCUGGAGGUAGCGAGACUUGGGUGACGAAUAAGGCAGUCCUGAAGGAGCUAGCCUCUUCAGGUAUUUCGGUGCACGCUCAUGUGACGCCGUAUGAAGUGUGUGACCCGAUGAGGGCGUGGGUGGGGAGGGAGCAUGAGGUGUUUGUGAAAACGCUAGAGGAGUUUGGGGCCUGUCCCAGUAAGAAACUACACUUUGAAGACGAGCCGCCCUCCAUCGAAAACCACUUCAGGGUCAUUCAGGAGUUUUGAGCUCUCAUUAAAGCGAGCAGUGUAUUUAUUUAAAGUCUUGGGGAGUUCUUCAGGAGGGAAGAGGUGGUGGUCUGUUAAUUACUCAUCUUAAGCCAGUGAUUCUUAAAAAAAAAUACUGUUUUCAUCAAAUUAUAUCCCGUUUUUUUGGUUUAAAAUUUCAUUGUAUUUCAAAUAAUUUCCUGAGAAUGAGAAAAAUGCAUUUGUCGUCUAUGAAAGUUGAAAUACUCUCCACCCAGGUUCAGUUGUGAUUGUUGUGCGGGCUACGUUCCUUUAACCCGAUAAACUAUUACCUCAAAAGGUCUACUGCAUUUUAACAGUAACUAAAACAUACUUUUACUAUGUAUUUUUCAAACCAAACUUGGCCUUUAUGAACUAAUCGUAUCUUUGUCUGAAAUCACUGGCUUAAGUGACUGAACUCUCAAAAGCAGCAAAGUGAUUUAAAACAUGAAUGAACUCAUUUUGCAUCAAAUGUUUACAAAUGUUUAUUCUCAACUUUGGUUUGACCCGAGCCUCAUUAUUGUGUUAUUUAAUUUGCUUAAAUGGGGCUAAAAUACGUGUUAAACUAGAUGCUAACAAUGCUAACACUGCUAUGAUUCCUUUAGUUUGAACAUUUGCACUUUUGGUUUGAUUGUUUUGAUAAAAUGGUGUUUGAUAUUCUCAAGAUUAACAUUAGAGAAAAUGCACAAGUUGAGAGGUUUCUGUUUAUUGUGAUUGUGAAAAACUUGUACUUGUUUCCAAAAGGUAAAACAUAUUUGCCACAUUAAAUCUGUGGUGAUAAAAAAACAAAAAAACAACAACAAUUAAAUACAAUUAGUACUUUCAAUUGUCAAAACAACCGUCUUUAACUGUAAUUCAAUUUAAAACCUUUUUUUUUUUUAAACAUUCUGCUCCUUUUUGCUCGUCCAAAUCAAAGAUGGAGCACUUAAAGCUGCACUAUGGAACUGCUUCUCUCAUGAAGAUUUAAUUGCUUUGCCUGAAAUAUUCCACAGUAUAGCAUUUAUCGCUCAAAAAUAUGUAUUCUUACAGUGAGUGGGGUCGCCUCUCCACAGAUCUGACCUGUAACUUGGCCUGACAGCACCACUCGUUUAUCUUGAUGAGGAAAGUUAAGUAAGUUUAAUGCCAGACUGUGAAAUAUUCCAGGCAAAUCAGUAGCGUUUCCAUGGACACGAGCAGAUGACUUUCAAUCAGCCAGAAAGGUUUCGCAGUGCACCUUUAUAUGCAAAAAAAAACAAAACUAAAAUGGAUUCCUCCUGUUGUGUCUUCCAUCGCCAGCACUUACCCAAAGCUAACGACUAUUCAAAUAAUUUAAAUAAAUGUGAACUGUGCUGUUUUUAAAGAUAUUUGAGCGAGUGCGUAUAUAAUUUCACACGUUUAUUUCAUAUAAACUGGUUUGGACGUGAGCAUGUGACUUAUUUGCGGAGCGUUUUCUGAGGUUUUCCGUGUAACUCAAAUGUAUGUAGCAUCUUUGCACUUUAGCGCUGUAUCUGCUGAAUGUACUUCCAUAUCAUUCCCUCUUCAUGUUUACCAAGUCUGCCAUCUGCUGGAGGCCUUCAAAAACGCAAUAAAUGGUCACGCACAUCA
Messenger RNA from Periophthalmus magnuspinnatus, 2682 nucleotides. RefSeq names its product chromosome 21 C2orf69 homolog (gene c21h2orf69). The record is from RefSeq and is a predicted model, not a curated record. The transcript has 3 exons. The coding region runs from base 100 to 1101 and encodes 333 amino acids. Gene Ontology annotation, cellular component: mitochondrion. Lineage: Eukaryota; Metazoa; Chordata; Actinopteri; Gobiiformes; Gobiidae.